ACUAGCAAUUUCACACCGCAAAGCUAGUAAGAAGACUUUUGCAUCUGAGCCUUUUCUCUUAACAGAUUCUCUUCCCCGGAGAGAGAGAGAGAGUUGCUUUCAUGGCAUUCAAUAUGAUCUCUGGCAAACAAUAAACUCCCUCUCCUUUCUUGAUCAUCUCUAUAUUUAGCUCACUCUUCUCCAAACUGUUGCACCGAAAUUACACGGCUCUCUUUGAUAGUCUUUUCUCUUCUUCUGCUCUUCGUGACUGCCAAUCGAUGAAGCAAUCCCAGUAUUCGAUGUCGACGACGGGGAUUCACCGACUUCUGAAGUCGCACUACGGGCAGGUAAUGGCGCCGGUCGGCAGCGACUCGUGGGAGGAGAAGGCAUUUGCAGAGGAUUUCGGGUGCGUGUGGCCACCGAGGUCUUACUCGUGCAGCUUCUGCAAUAGGGAGUUCAGGUCUGCUCAAGCUUUAGGGGGCCACAUGAAUGUGCACCGGAGAGAUAGGGCGAGGCUCAAACAGUCAGCUCUCCGCAAUCAAAGCGAUGAAAUCCCGAGCCAGAAUUCAAACGCGGGUCUUCCUUGUACCCUUCUUCCCUAUCAGCUCCAAUCCGAUGUUUCAUGUUUGGAUCAGGAAAAUGACCUCAAUUCAAAGCCUAGCAACUAUUUCACACAGUCCCUUUCAUCUAGGGUUUUAGGGUUAUCAUCAUCGGAUAAAAAGCUAACUCGUACUGAAGAGUUGGCCUACUCUCCUUAUUAUUCUGUCUUUGUCAAGGAAGGGCGAAAGCCUUUUGGGAACGGCUCUUUACUCAAUCCGGCGACUGUGAAGGUCCGCUGCUCAUCAGACAAAAAUUGGCUCGAGGUGCAAAAAAGUUUAAGGGGGGACAAGCACGAGUGUUUAGAUGGUUCAUCCGGUGUGACUGAUUUAUCUGUCGGGUUGAGUUCUAACUUAGGCCGCCGUCCACCAGCGACUGGUUCUCACAGCGAUGAAGCGAUCAAUAUCAAAAGGCCGAAAACAACGGAGUCAUCUUGGCUGACUGUUCUUGAUCCGUGUUCAUCUACUGGUGGCUAUACUCUGAAAUCAGAUGUGCAAAUUGGGCUCAAGAUCAGCUCCAUGGAGGACUUGGACCUUGAGCUCAGACUUGGCGAUCCUCCAAAGGUGAAAUAGACUGAUACAGAUUAAGAAAAAGCUGGCAGAAGGAAGAAUUCUCUCACUGAUUGCUUUGAUUUUCUAGGUCUUCUUUUCUUUUUCUUGUUUUAAGUGGUCAAAGUAAUAGUUGUUGGGCAAAUGCCUCUCUUUCUUUUGGAGUAUUGAUUGAUUUCUCAAUUUAAUUAUUCCAAGAAAGAUCUAUUA
Molecule: messenger RNA, 1334 nt
Organism: Rhodamnia argentea
Lineage: Eukaryota; Viridiplantae; Streptophyta; Magnoliopsida; Myrtales; Myrtaceae
Product: zinc finger protein 10-like
Exons: 1
Coding region: 258-1148 (296 amino acids)
Source: RefSeq, a predicted model, not a curated record